UCCCCACAUGGAAGUCUUAUCUGACUUUUAUCUCUGUCUUAAAUUGCUAGCAUGUAACGUAGCACUUGACUACAGGAGAAGAAUACUGUAUGAACUGCCGUUCAAACAGGCAGUCCUGCCGCUGUUCAUUCUUUUAGCUGCCAUUUUGUUUGCUCUUUAUAUGCUUUUGUUUUAACUCAAUACUUUAAUUUUUUAUAUUUAGCAGCAAAUGAUUGCCAAGAGCUAAGAAAAGGUAUAACAACUUACAAGGUAGAUUGUAUUAGUGCUAUUGAGAAAACAUUUGGGAAAUGUACAGUUAACUCUGUAAGGUAUGUUAUUUAAUUUCCAUCGUAUCUCUACUCAGCCUGACACGCCGUGCCCUUAACAUAAAUGAACCUGUAUUCCUCUGAAAAUUCAAGAAGGCAGGAGAUCUAGUGACCACAGCUCUCCAUUUUAGACUUCAUGAUGUGCUACACAGCACUUGUUUUUGCUUUAUAUUGCAAAUUGCAAUAAAUUCUUAUGUUGUUAUAGGUAUUCCUUGGUAAACAGGUUUAAUUAGUUCAGUGCAGCUGCAGUAGUUUGUAGCUCUCUUACUGCAUUGCUUGUUUCCCUUGGAGCCACUUUAAUACUCGGACAGUGAUUAAUGUUAGCUGUAGUGUUGACCAUGGCUUCGAGUACAGAUGUGUCUGUCAGCGUGCUGCUUGUUUGUACGCUCGCUGCUCAGGGCAGCAGUGAGCUGUGGCCCUUGUGUGUCUGUCUACCAUUGGGUCCCUCCUCCUCUCUGUCGUCUCUUCAGUCUGUAGCGAUCUGCUGUUGCCUUGCCCUCUCUCAGCUGGUGUUGCGACCACACAGCCAGGCUCUCCGCUUGUUGUUUGGUACUUUAAGUGAACUUUAUCUCCAGUGUGGUGCGUCGCGCAUCACUGCUCGUGAGGGUUUUUUGGAAAACCUGCUGCAGCAAAAUGGACUGAAGCAACAACUCAACAAAGUGUGGAUACUUCGGAAGAGUAUUUCUGUAAAGAGCAGCCUUUCUGAGGGUUGAAUUACCAACCAUGGAAGAGGACGACGGGCAUCCGGAGAACGGUAUCCACGCCGCCAAGGACUCGGACCGACAGCAGCGACUCAGGCUUUGUGUUUUGAAUGAGAUACUGAACACCGAGAGGGAUUAUGUUCGGACCCUGCUUUUUCUUCAAUCGGCAUUUCUGCAACGAAUCAGACAAACCGCAGAUGACCAACAGUGUCUCUCACCAGAACAUGUCAAGAUUCUGUUUUCAAAUAUUGAGGACAUCCUGGAGUUGCACAAAGAGGUGUUGUCUGCAGUGGAGAACAGUCUGCAGCCCGAACCUCACCCCCAGCAUGCUCUGGGACACGUGUUCCUCCAGCUUAGGGAGAGUUUUUCAGUGUAUGGCGAGUACUGCAGUAACCAUGAGAAGGCCUUGCGACUUCUCAUGGAGCUAAACAAGAUCCCCAACAUCAGAACCUACCUGCUGCACUGUAUGCUGCUCGGAGGGAAGAAAAGCACAGAUGUUCCCCUCGAGGGCUACCUUCUCACCCCCAUUCAAAGGAUCUGCAAGUACCCUCUACUGUUGAAGGAACUGCUUAAGCGGACCCCAAAGAAGCACGCUGACUAUCCAGCAGUGGAAGAGGCUCUGCAGGCCAUGAAGGCUGUUUGCUCCAACAUCAAUGAGACCAAGAGGCAAAUGGAGAAACUGGAGGCUCUGGAACAGUUGCAGUCCCACAUUGAGGGCUGGGAGGGAACCAACCUGACAGAUAUUUGCACAGAGUUGCUGCUUCAUGGAAAUCUCCUUAAAAUCUCAGCAGGCAAUAUCCAGGAACGUGUGUUCUUCUUGUUUGAUAACCUCUUGGUUUACUGCAAGAGGAAAUCCAGAGUUUCUGGAAAGAAGUCCACCAAGAGGACCAAGUCUAUCAACGGGCCCCUCUAUGUGUUCAGAGGCCGAAUCAACACUGAGGUGAUGGAGGUGGAAAAUGUGGAAGAUGGAACAGCGGACUAUCACAGCAACAACUACACAGUGACCAAUGGCUGGAAGAUCCACAACACAGCAAAAAACAAGUGGUUUGUCUGCAUGGCCAAAAACGCAGAGGACAAGCAGAAGUGGCUGGACGCCAUCUUGAGGGAACGGGAGCAGAGAGAGAGUCUCAAACUUGGAAUGGAGCGGGAUGCCUAUGUGAUGAUCGCAGAGAAGGGGGAGAAGUUGUAUCACAUGAUGAUGACCAAGAAUCGGCACCUGAUUAAGGACAGACGCAGGAAGCUCAGCAUUGUUCCCAAGUGUUUCAUGGGAAAUGAAUUUGUGUCAUGGCUGAUAGAGAGUGGAGAGAUCAGUAAACCUGAUGAAGGGGUCAACCUGGGACAAGCCUUGCUGGAAAAUGGCAUCAUUCACCAUGUGUCAGACAAGCACCAGUUCAAGAACGAGCAGGUUUUGUACAGGUUCCGCUACGACGAUGGCACCUACAAGGCCCGCAGUGAGAUGGAGGACAUCAUGUCGAAGGGCGUCAGGCUGUACUGCCGCCUUCACAGCCUCCACACGCCUGUCAUCAAGGACAGAGAUCACCAUCUGAAAACCUUUAAAUCUGUGGUGCCUGCCAGCAAACUGAUUGACUGGCUCCUCUUUCAGGGAGACUACUCGACCCGGGAGGACGCUGUGAUGCUGGGUGUGGGGCUCUGCAACAAUGGCUUCAUGCACCAUGUGUUGGAGAAGAGCGAGUUCAAAGACGAGUCGCAGUUCUUCCGUUUCUAUGCAGACGAGGAAAUGGAGGGAACUGGCACCAAGAGCAAGCAGCUCCAGCGCAAUGACUUCAAACUCAUCGAAAACAUCUUGGUCAAGUCCCUGGUGAUUCACCCAGAGGAAGAAGACUAUGGCUUUGAGAUUGAGGAGAAAAACAAGGCCAUUGUGGUGAAAUCUGUCACCAGGGGCUCACAUGCUGAGAUGGUCGGCCUGCAGGUGGGCAGGAAGAUCUACACCAUCAACGAGGACCUGCUGUUCCUCAGGCCCUUCUCUGAGGUGGAGACCAUGAUCAGCCAGGCCUUCUGCAUACGACGCUCCCUGCGACUGCUGGUUGCCACCAAGGCCAAGGAGAUUGUGAAGAUCCCUGACAAUCCAGACAGCCUCUCCUUCAGACUCUGUGGCUCUGCCCCUCCUCAUGUCCACGCUGUCAGGAAAGGCUGGGAGGCGGCGGGGGCGGGCCUUCAGCCCGGUCAGGUCAUCCUGAAGGUCAACGGCAACAACGUCAACCGCAGUGACUACCAAGAGGUCCUGGAGCACUUCACCGGACAGCACACACACCAGGAGCCUCUGCAAACGUGUCAGUGGGUGUAUCGUACAUUUGAGGAUGCAGAAGAACUAGAAGGAGACAGAGGUGCAGAUGAGAAGAGCCCUUUCAAACCUUAUCCGGUGGAGAAUGGCUCUGACCACGAGGAGGAGAACGGCACCAAUGGAACAGAUCACCAGCUGGGCAGACUUUCCCUGUGUGAUGAGCUGCCUCUGGUCAGUAUGACGGUAGAUAACGUUCACCUGGAGCACGGCGUAGUCUACGAAUACGUCAGCACUGCCGGUAUCAAAAGCCACGUCCUGGAGAAGAUGGUGGAGCCCAAAGGCUGCUUCAGCCUCACUGCUAAGAUCCUGGAGGCAUUUUCAGGUGAUGACAGCCUCUUUGUUCGUAACUGCAGCCAGCUCAUCUCCCAGAGCGACCGAGUGGUUACCAUGCCUCAGUACGAGUUCAGACAAAUCUGCGACACCAAGCUGGAGAGUAUCCGACGGCGGAUCAGCAGCUAUCAGCAGUUUGCGCUGGAGCUGAGGAACAAGGCAUGGCCUUCUUUCAGGCAGGCUGGCGUUCGUCCUCACCCACUGGGCUGCAUGGACUUUGUUCCCACCAACUGCCACAUUAACUUCAUGCAGGUCUCCUACCCCAAGAGCACUACUUCUGCUGGCAGGACUUUCAGCAUUCGCUUUGGGCGCAAAAACUCCCUGUUUGGCAUGGAUCCUGACCAAGCACAACUGAACCCCAUGUCCCACACCCAGCACUGUGUGACCAGCAUGGGAGCUCCUUCCUGGAACUGCUCCGGCCUCGAAGGGGACGAGGCAGACGGCAGCGGGGAGGUGUCCCAGGAUGGAGGCGAGGGGUUGACGGACAGUCGGCGGGGUUGCCUUGGGGAAGGCGGUUUGAGCUUCCUGCUCAAACAGGAAGACACAGAAACCCAGGAUGCUUACAUUCACUUGUACAGCCGCCUGGAUGUAGCUGUAAGGGAGAUGAGGCAGUAUGUCGCUCAGAUAGAUGUGCUCUUGUCCUCUAUCACUGAACCCACGCAACUCCAAGGGGAAGGUGGGGAGCCUCUCGUUUAUGAGUCAAGUCAGCCACCAUCCCUGACCCCCUGCGAGGAUGGCUGCGACCAGGACAAAGUGGAGCAAGGAGGCAUUAAAAGGGUGUGCUUCAAGGUGAACGAGGAGGACCAGGAGGACUCGGGUCACGACACCAUGAGCUACAGGGACUCGUACAGUGAAUGCAACAGCAACAGGGAUUCUGUCCUGUCCUACACCAGUGUCCGAAGUAACAGCUCUUACCUGGGGAGUGACGAGAUGGGAUCAGGCGAUGAGCUGCCAUGCGACAUGCGGAUUCCCUCGGACAAGCAGGACAAGCUGCAUGGCUGCCUCGAGCACCUUUUCAACCAGGUCGACUCCAUCAACAGCCUACUCAAAGGACCUGUCAUGGCCAAGGCCUGCGAGGAGACCAAGCACUUUUACUCUGACCACAGCCAGCCAGAGUUCCGCCAAACAGACGAUUGGACUCUUCGUUGCCGUUGCAUUAUUCACAAGAAUAUCCAGGAGGACCCUUGGAACCUGCCCAACUCAAUCAAAACCCUUGUGGAGAGCCUGCAGAGAUUUGUGGAUGAUGGAAAGAACCAGCUUCUCCUGGCUCUGCUUAAGUGCACAGACACAUCUCUGCAGCUGCGACGGGAUGUUAUCUUCUGCCAGGCUGCCACAGGUGCUCUGUGCACGCUGGCGGAGCAGCUGUUGGCGGCACUGAGGUCGCGAUUCAACAACGCCGGCGAGUACCAGGAAGACGGCAAGGAGACGAGUCGCAAGUGGUUGGAGCAAAUAUCUGUUAUUGGCGUGCUGCUGCACUUCCAGUCCACACUAGCACCACACCUGAAAGAGGAGCAGACCAUGCUGGAAGACACCAAGGCGGCCCUGCUGGACUUGGACAAAGUCACUGUGUUCUUCAGGCAACUGGAGGAUGAGUGUCUCGUCGCAAACACACCAGUAUCUUACCAGGUGGAGGGCAGUCGGCAGGCCCUGAGGGUUACCCUGUACCUGGACAGUUGUCACUUCAGCGAGCUGCCCAGUCGGCUGCAAAAUGGCGGCAGCCUCAAGCUCCACACUGUCCUCUUCACCAGGGCACUGGAUCGUCCAGAGGGAGUGUCCCAGCAGGACUGCGCAGCCAUGGAGGAGUUCCAACAGCGCACCAACGCUGUCUCACUAGAGAAGGUCAAAGCUUACUACCGCAGACUCAGGGCUUUCUAUUUGGAGAAGUCCAAUCUCCCUACAGACUCAAACACCACAGCAAUGAAGAUAGACCAGCUGCUGCGACCCCUCAACACACUGGAUGACCUCUGUCGACUAAUGCAGUCCUACAUCAAUGCGCGCCCGGCUGCCCAAGGCCACCCGUCAGGUGUCAGCGUGCUGUGUGUGUCCUCUGAGCUGUGUAACCGCCUGGGAGCCUGCCACAUCACCAUGUGUGGUACAGGCAUGCAGAGAUGUACCCUAAAUGUGACACUGGAGCAGGCAAUGAUCUUAGCCAGGAACCACGGUCUCAUGCCACGCUGCAUCAUGCAGACCAUGGAUAUAAUGCGCAAACAGGGGGCAAGAGUUGAGCUCUCUGCUAAGAACCUCAAGGUAAUGGACCAGAUGCCUCCAUCGUUUCCAAGGCUCUUCAAGCUGUGUUUGCCACCAUCAGAUGGAGAACUCUAAGGAAACUGUCACUUCAGAGAACUCAUCAGAGAAAGAGUGAAUGUGGAAGAGGAAGAUAUGAGUGCGAGUCUCACUGCUUUCUUUCCAAGAGACACUGCCAAUGGAAAGACCCCCCCCAUACACAUUCUGUCCCAGUCACACAUGGGCACCACAAGAGUCUUUAACUGCAACAUACAAGCUAAAGCAGACUGUCCAAAUGACCUACAGUGAGACUGAUACAGCCUGACACUCAAGACUAGUCUUGUACUGUUAAACUCGUAGUAUUAUUGCUUUGGCUGUCUGUUUCCACAAAGCUGAUAUGAAUGACUUGGCAACUGGUGAAAAAUACUCACAGCAUAAGUCAAAGGGAGAUGCCAGUUUGAGGCCUCAUAGUGAAAACAUCUGCAGUGAUUUUGCUCACAACUGAGCUUUUAUUAUUAACUGGAUUAACCAAACUACCUGUAGCUGACUGUCCUUCUAAAUGCAGAUCUUAAUCCAUUUUGCCUUGGACUGCACUCCAGAGAGCUGUCUCUUUCUCUGUUUGGACUGGUCUUCCUCGGUGCUUCAUGUUUGAACCCCACGUGAUGUUAAAUUCUUGCAAAUACCCUGGUAUUCAUGUAUGUUAGCUGGAUCAAUAGAUGCAGAACGUCAAAGAAUAGACAGAAAGAUGGAAGAAAUCAGUUGAUUUGAGUGGGUGGGAGUGGCGGGUGAGGGGUGGGUGGUUUGCUCUUUCUUCAGCCCGCUUGUAUGUGGUUAUUGUGCAAUUACUGUAGGUUUAGUGUGAGUACUGUAUUACUGCACUAUAUGAAGGAUAGUUAUUUAUUGUGUCCGGAAGGAGCAUUUUUAUCCGUCACUUAUACUAUAUCAGGUAUUAAAAGAAUCUAAAAGCAUUCCAGCCUGCGUAUUGAACAGUAUUUAAAGGACCAAUGGCAUGCCAUUUUUUUUAGACAUAACUGCUUGUGUAUUUUAUUUAUAUGUACGGACUUUUAUCACGUCAGGAAGUGUUCCAUUGAUCUUCAGGGAGAGCAACAGAGGGGAAGAUGAACAGCAGCUAGCUAAUCAGAAUCAGGAAAACAGAAGCUAAAGCAAACUAUAUGAGGCUGUUUGUCAGUAAGCAGCCAAGUCAACAGGUAGGGAUACUGAAUCAUUGUUAAAUUAUUAAUAUAUUAAUUCAAGUGUACUAGUUGAACAAUUGCCUUCUGUUAACUAAGACAUUUUGAUUUUAAAUUGGUUUUUACAUUGUUUUGGGUCUAUUGUGUUUACUGUAAGUAUUAAAACAAGCACAACAAUUGGUCCAUUCAAGUUGCAGUGUUAGCAAAAAGUACUGUAAGCGGUUUGUGGAUGAUGUACACAAAGGGAUUGUUUCACGUUGUUUCUAUAACAUUAUUUUACUGAAGAUUUUAAUUUCCUGUACAUACAAACUGUAACAAAGUCGGUGAAAAAGAUAGGAUGUGUCUCACAGCAGCAGAGCCAUGCUAUAAGUUAAAUUUGAUUAUUUUUAUGGAGAUAAUAUAGUAUAUGAAUCAUUUUCUAUUCCUGACCGGGCAUUUGAAGAGAAGCUGUUUCUCUUUGCUGAGCGUAACCUCACUGACAACUUGUUAUUGACUGUUCGACGUGCAUUUCAAGAAUAUUGACAUGCUGCAUUCAUUAGGCGGAUCACUUAGUCCUUUUUAUUUAUUUAAAAGCAGUCUGAAUCCUGAGUGUCUGUACAUCCCUUGGCACUAGCACGACCAUAAUUUUGCAUCCCUCUGUUAAGAGUAUGAGGCUCAGUGGAUUAUUUGCGUUAUUGUAAUUUCCCAUAUCAAACUUUAUCUUAAUCUGAGCAGUACACAUCACAUAAACUCUGAAAGCAAGAGUAGUUUCCAUAACGUGGUUUUAAGUGCGGGUCAACCAGUUUUAAUUAUCUAAUGACUGCAGCAUGUCGGUGUAGCUGGACAAACAAACAUGUCACUGAUUACACAUUUAUUUACAUUAUUCUAAUGUUUUUGUACAUACUUUAUUUGCAAUUUUGUGUUGCUUGAAAAUAACUGUACAAAGGACCUUUGUUGAAUCUUUCUAAAAUUAUAAUUGUAAAUGCAAUCUUAACAGGAUAGUAAAUAAAAUGUUCACAGUA
Molecule: messenger RNA, 8052 nt
Organism: Scatophagus argus
Lineage: Eukaryota; Metazoa; Chordata; Actinopteri; Scatophagidae
Gene: prex1
Product: phosphatidylinositol-3,4,5-trisphosphate-dependent Rac exchange factor 1
Exons: 40
Coding region: 1029-5960 (1643 amino acids)
Biological process (GO): intracellular signal transduction
Molecular function (GO): guanyl-nucleotide exchange factor activity; protein binding
Source: RefSeq, a predicted model, not a curated record